AUGGAAAACCAGAGAAACGUCUCAGAAUUCAUUCUUCUAGGACUUUCUUAUGACAAAAACGCUGGAAUAUUUUGCUUUGUGUUCUUCUUACUCUGUUACAUUGCCCUAUUGGCAGGAAACCUUCUGAUCCUUGUCUCUAUUAGAUGCAGUCCUCUUUUUGACCAACCAAUGUACUAUUUCCUCAUUCACUUGUCAAUCAUGGACAUCUGCUAUACCUCAUCUGUUACGCCCAAGUUAAUUGGUGACCUGCUGGUGGAAAAAAAGACCAUCUCCUAUGGCAGCUGCAUGUUGCAGGUCUUUGCCUUGCACUUGUGUGGAGGUGUUGAAGUCUUCAUUCUUACCUCAAUGGCUUAUGAUCGUUAUGUUGCCAUCUGCAAACCUCUCCACUACAUGAUUAUCAUGAACAGGACAAGAUGCAAUCUCCUGGUCUUAGGUGCUUGGGUUGGUGGAGCUGUCCAUGCCUUUCCUCUCUUUAUUAUGGCAGUCAUUUUGCCCUUCUGUGGUCCUAAUGAAAUUGAUCACUAUUUUUGUGAUGUUUUUCCUCUGUUAAAAGUUGCUUGUACUGACACCUACCUCACUGGUAUCAUAGUGAUUACAUUUUCAGGUUUCAUGUCCUUAGUUACAUCUGUUAUUUUAUUUCUUUCUUAUGGCAUUAUAUUAUACACUCUAAGAAAUCAGUCUGCUGAGGGAAGACGUAAGGCUCUCUCAACCUGUUGGUCUCAUAUCACUGUGGUCAUCUUAUUCUUUGCACCUAUACUCUUUGUCUACCUUAGACCUCCUAGUACUUUCCCUGAAGACAAAAUAUUUGCAAUAUUUUAUACCAUUGUUGCUCCUAUGUUCAAUCCUUUAAUCUACACCCUAAGAAAUACAGAGAUGAAAAACACCAUAAGAAAACUUUGGUGUCAAACAUUAUUUUUAUUUAAAUAUAAGACUUUUGAUUUAUAUAUACAUAUAGUGUAA
Messenger RNA from Talpa occidentalis (Iberian mole), 960 nucleotides. RefSeq names its product olfactory receptor 4P4-like. The record is from RefSeq and is a predicted model, not a curated record. Gene Ontology annotation, biological process: G protein-coupled receptor signaling pathway. Lineage: Eukaryota; Metazoa; Chordata; Mammalia; Eulipotyphla; Talpidae. The coding region runs from base 1 to 960 and encodes 319 amino acids. Gene Ontology annotation, molecular function: G protein-coupled receptor activity; olfactory receptor activity. The transcript is spliced from 2 exons. Gene Ontology annotation, cellular component: membrane.